AUGCGGCUUCUAAGCUCCUUGUCGCGGAUUUUCGGAGUUGUAAACAGAAAGUCGUCGACAAGAGCUGUGAGAACAGUUGCAUUAAUACCUGGUGACGGCAUAGGUCCAGAAAUAUCUGCUGCCGUUCAAGAGAUUUUCAAAUUUGCUGAUGUUCCUAUUCAGUGGGAUACAGUGGAUGUGACGCCUCGACCCACAGAAGAUGGUCGGUUUCGUCCACUAGCUACUCCAAUUGGCAAAGGACAUCAAUCUUUAAAUUUAGCACUGAGAAAAGAGUUCAAUCUUUAUGCCAACGUUCGACCGUGUAAAUCUAUUGAAGGCUAUGAAACUCCGUAUAAGAAUGUGGAUCUAGUCACAGUAAGAGAGAAUACUGAAGGUGAAUAUUCGGGUAUUGAACAUGUGAUUGUGGAUGGUGUUGUACAAAGCAUAAAACUGAUUACUGAGGGAGCAAGUCGUCGUAUCGCCAAAUUCGCCUUCAAAUAUGCUAAAGACAAUGGUCGACGUAGUGUUACAGCUGUCCACAAAGCGAAUAUCAUGCGAAUGUCAGAUGGUUUAUUUCUUCGAGUCUGUCGUGAAGAAGCUAAAAAUCAUAGAGAUAUUGAAUUCCAAGAAAUGUUCUUGGAUACUAUGUGUUUAAAUCUUGUUCAAGAUCCUACACGUUUCGAUGUAUUGGUUAUGCCAAAUCUAUAUGGAGAUAUUUUAAGUGAUUUAGCCGCUGGUUUAAUUGGCGGUUUAGGCGUCACACCGAGUGGGAAUAUUGGUGAGACUGGCGCUAUUUUCGAAUCGGUACACGGUACUGCUCCAGAUAUUGCUGGUCAAGAUCUUGCCAACCCAACUGCUUUACUAUUUUCAGCUAUUAUGAUGCUCCGUUACAUGGGUUUAAAUUCACAUGCAGAUUUGAUUCAGUCUGCUGUGUUGGCUACAAUUCGUGAAGCUAAAUGUCUUACAGCUGAUCUUGGCGGUCAUUCAACGUGUUCUCAAUAUACUAAAGAAAUCUGUCGUAAAAUUGAACAAAAGGCUUGAAGUGAAAAUAUGCGUGUGUAUACACAGGUUUACACUCACUAGUGUGUAGUGCUUUCUUUUCUACAGUCUUUGUCUCUAUCGAGUUCUAUCUAAU
Molecule: messenger RNA, 1114 nt
Organism: Heterobilharzia americana
Lineage: Eukaryota; Metazoa; Platyhelminthes; Trematoda; Strigeidida; Schistosomatidae
Source: the annotation of a GenBank genome assembly